AUGGCCGUUGUGGCGCUUUGCCGGAUUACCACAUGCAAGGAAUAUGUGCAGCGGGAAGGAUACGGUCUAGCGGUCGCUUACGGCGUCACCGAGCGUCACGAGGCGCCGGACGGACCAAGACGGGAAAAUUGUACUGUAUUGUCAGAAGUCGCCAACAUGUUGGCCAAGCAGAUCCUUUCCAACUUGCACCUCAGCGAAGCGUUGUAUUCAGUGGUGCUAGUGCUGCUAGCCGGCACCUGCGUCCUCUAUACGGCAGUUCUAGCGAUCUACCGGCUCUACUUUAGCCCACUGGCUCCUUUUCCUGGACCUAAGUUGGCAGCUGUCACCGCGUGGUACGAGACAUACUUUGAGCUCGUGAAGAAUGGAGGGGGUCAUUUCACAUUCGAGAUCAUGCGCAUGCAUGAGAAGUACGGACCCAUCGUGCGCAUCAGCCCAAAAGAGCUUCAUAUUGCCGACAGUGAAUUCUAUGAUACGAUUUACACAUCAACGCAAGGCUUCGACAAAUCUGCACACGUUCAGGAUCGCUUCGGAGCGCCAGAGGCUGCGUUUUCAACUCCUGAUCAUGAAGUCCACAAGCGACGUCGUGCUGCUAUCUCCCCGUUCUUUGCUAAACGCCGUAUCCAUGAGCAAGCGCCCAUGAUCCAAGGCCACGUCAACAAGAUCGUCAGACGCCUUCAUCACGAAUAUGCUGGAAAAGGAAAGAUUCUCAAUCUCAAUGACCUUUAUUCGAGCUAUGUGUCAGAUGUAAUAAUGAGCUACGCAUUCAAUCGUUCGUACGGGUUUCUCGACGAGCCAGACUUUGUCUCGUCUUUCACAUCAUCCAUUCAAGGACUCAAAGACUUCGUACAUUACGCGCAGCAGCUUCCCUGGCUCCCAAAGAUCAUUGACCGCCUCCCUGACCGGCUUGUCGGCUACAUCCAACCCAGCAUGAAAGCCAUCCUACACUUCCAAAACUCGAUGAGGAAUCAGGUGAAGGAGGUGCGCGAAAACCUCCACUCUGACAAGGCCGAAGCCCAGGAAGGUACCAUCUUCUUCAGCAUCAUCCGCUCCGAACUACCACCCGAAGAUCUCACGAUCCCCCGUCUCAAGGAUGAGGCGAUGAGCGUUGUCGGCGCCGGCAUCGAGACGACCAAGAUGGCUCUCGCAGUUCUGUGCUUUCACAUCAUCAACACCCCCAGCGUGCUCGAACGUCUGCAGAAUGAGCUACAAGAUGCCAUUCCCGAUCCAUCAAACCCCCCGCCACUGUCUGUUCUCGAGAAACUGCCGUAUCUAUAUGCGUGUCUGCAGGAGGGCAUUCGUCUGUCUUACGGGGCGAUAGCACGUUCGCAACGCAUUUCAAAGCACAACCCCAUCAAGUACAACGAUUGGGUUAUCCCACCUGGUGUUAUGGUGUCGCUAGAUACAUACCACAUGCACCACGACGAGGCCGUCUUCCCGCAAAGUCACGAAUACAGGCCGGAGCGGUGGCUUGGGAAUCCCCGGGGCCCCGACGGCGAGAAGGCUCUUACAAAGUAUUUGACUGCGUUUGGACGAGGGACAAGGAUGUGUGUGGGAUUCAACCUGGCCUAUGCUGAGAUGACGCUUGUACUUGCGGCACUGUUCCGCAGCUUCACCUUUGAGUUGUUUGAGACGGACAAAGGGGACGUGGAGAUUUUUAGGGAUAUGAUAGGCUUGGAGGUUAAGCCGGGUAGUAAGGGUGUCAGGGUCAAAGUGAGUGGGAAAGGUGAAGUUCAGCCUUAA
This is a messenger RNA of Paraphaeosphaeria sporulosa, 1740 nucleotides long. RefSeq names its product putative cytochrome P450. NCBI's taxonomy places the organism in Eukaryota, Fungi, Ascomycota, Dothideomycetes, Pleosporales, Didymosphaeriaceae. The transcript is spliced from 4 exons. Gene Ontology annotation, molecular function: iron ion binding; monooxygenase activity; heme binding. Bases 1 to 1740 code for a protein of 579 amino acids. The record is from RefSeq and is a predicted model, not a curated record.